AUGCAGACUCGGGCAGUUCAGGUCAUCUUGCUCAUAUGUUCGUUGAUCUUGGCCAUCAUCAUUCUCAUUGCCUCAUCGAAAUAUGGGGCAUGGUCACACGAAAUGGUUCCGGGGCCAAGCAAAUGGCUACCCCUAGUGUUCUACGUCGGAACCAUCCCUUUCUUCUCCCUCCUGUAUACGGUCUCUCAUCUGGCAGCCUUGCAAUUCAACGGGCUCCCUUCCCCGCCAUAUCCCAACGGCCGUAGCAGCAAGCUAUGGUCCGCAAGACAAUCGACCAGUUCUGCGCCAUACGACGCGCACUACACGGUGACGACGACGUUCUUCAUCCUGUGCGUGUCUAUCCUGCACACGCUGAUGUGGUUCGCCCAAUCCGUCUUGUGCACGUCCUGCGAGCUGGCGCCCAUCCUGGCGGGCCACCAGGGCCAGGUGCCGGCGUGGUGUCCGCAGUCCCGGUUCCACGACACGGGUAAGACGGGCCUGGCGGGCAUGCUGGGCACCCUGGCGACGGUCAAGGAUCUUCUGCAGUGGGUCAUGUUCGUGCUCGCGGCGGUGCUGGUCGAGUGCGCGCGACGCGAGUGGAUGCGUGCCGAGCACGUGCGCAGCCAGCAGGUGCGGCUGAUGGGCGCCGGGGUGGACUUUGGCGGCGGUGCCCGAGCAGCAGAUGGCUUCGACAGCGACUUCUCCAAAAAGCCUAUCGGAGGAGGAGGACGCGGCGUCGAACUCACCAACAUCUCCGGCCCACGGCUCGUCUUUCGAGCUGAAGAGGAGGCGGCGGCGGCAGCGGCGGCGGCGGAAGCCGCGGCGAAGCAACAACAACGAGCCCGAGAACAGGAACGGGGACAGGGAGAGUCGCGUCGGCACGACAAACCGCUCCCGCCACCACAGCGGCCCCAGCCGACUGUCCUGCCUUCAAGCAAGAAAAAGGACAAUUACUACGGCAACGGCAUGGCGCUGCAGAGGAGCGGGACGGUGACGCUCAAUCACAUGUACGAGUCGCGGGUUUGA
Molecule: messenger RNA, 1005 nt
Organism: Fonsecaea erecta
Lineage: Eukaryota; Fungi; Ascomycota; Eurotiomycetes; Chaetothyriales; Herpotrichiellaceae
Exons: 2
Coding region: 1-1005 (334 amino acids)
Source: RefSeq, a predicted model, not a curated record